This is a messenger RNA of Periconia digitata, 854 nucleotides long. The record is from the annotation of a GenBank genome assembly. NCBI's taxonomy places the organism in Eukaryota, Fungi, Ascomycota, Dothideomycetes, Pleosporales, Periconiaceae.
CACGGCAACAUCACACCACCAUCUCGCGAGUGCCUGAACAAUCAAUGUCAGCCCACCACGCAAACUCCUGUCCGUGUAGCUAAUCGAGUUUAGACUGCCAUGGCUCAUAUCAAUGCACGGCCUCCAGCUUGCAGUCGUCGAUGAUGACCAAGGUUUGGGAUGGCCCAUCAGGUGAGAUUCAUGGUGGUGUGAUGAUGGAGAAAACAUGUCCAUCAGUUUUUCCUGUCGUAGAAUGGCGGGAGAAGUGUAUAUAUCUCCAAGGCCCAAGGAAGCUGUCACUAUCUUCGUCAUCACCCUCCACUCAAUCAUAUCAACCGAUCAAUUCAUCACUCAGUCGUCAACGACUCUCCACUCUACAUUUGACUCCCCUCCAUCAUAUUACUCUCUUCGGACGGCUAGACAAAAGUGAUACACCACUCGCGUCUUCAUCUCCUCUCAAACACGACAACACAAUAGAGCUUUACUGCAACACAUCUCUGGUGUAUCGCACAUCAGAAUAACAAACACCCCGCCGACCGCAAUAAUGCCUUCCCCAACACCCAAACCUUCUUUCUUGCGCUCUGCUGCUCUCUACCUGACCGAGCCGCACCCGUACGGCCGCAGACCAGUCACCAUGGCGUCUGCUACAAUUCCCUGGGCGAACUACCCAAAGAGGAUAGCCAGGACUGGUGUUCUAGUCUUGCCCACGUUGGCGUUUGUGCUUGGUUGGCCACUUGCCGGGGCGUGGUUUUACAAUGGGAAGAUGUAGAGAGAAGAGAACCAGUUUGAUCGGCGAUGCAUUGGGUAACGGCGUUCUUUCCCUAGUUACAUCAUGGCUGGAGGUUCGGAUAAAUCACUUAUUUUUUGUUACUCAA